Messenger RNA from Ceutorhynchus assimilis (cabbage seed weevil), 1829 nucleotides. Lineage: Eukaryota; Metazoa; Arthropoda; Insecta; Coleoptera; Curculionidae. The record is from the annotation of a GenBank genome assembly.
AUACAGCAUAGGUUUUAGUAAGAAGGUAAAAAGAGAAAAGGCAACAACGCUAACAACGCAACGUCAACAACGAGGCUGUGCAACAACCAAUGAAGCAACAACACAAACAUAACCUCAAGUUUUCGACACAUCAAAAAUCCAAAUAAAAAUCUUCCUCAAAACAUAAUUUAUUAUAAUAAAUUUGACGAGAGAGACUCUUGAAAAUGGGCGAACGUAAAGGCACCAACAAAUAUUACCCGCCCGAUUAUGACCCGAAAUUCGGGGGCCUCAACAAAUUCCAGGGCACUCACGCCCUGAGGGAGAGGGCCCGGAAACUGGAUAAGGGCAUCAUAAUCAUUCGUUUCGAAAUGCCUUACAAUAUCUGGUGCGAUGAGUGCAAGAAUCACAUCGGAAUGGGCGUGAGAUACAACGCUGAAAAGACCAAAGUAGGAAUGUAUUAUACGACUCCAGUUUAUGAGUUUAAAAUGAAGUGCCACCUUUGCGAUAAUCAUUUUGUCAUUAGGGCUGAUCCAGCAAAUCUGGAUUACAUUAUAAUUUCUGGUGCAAGAAGGCAAGAAAACCGUUGGGAUCCCACACAAAAUGGUCAAGUUGUUCCUGAAACUAAAGAAACUCAAAAAAGGCUAUUCGAUGAUCAAAUGUACAAAUUGGAACAUGGCAGUGAGGAUAAAGAUACAAUGGAAAAAGCUAAACCCCGUCUUGUCAACUUAUUCAAUAGAAAUGAAGAUGUCUGGUCUGAUUGUUAUUCGGCUAACCAGAAACUUAGAGCACAAUUUAGGAAACAAAAUUACGCCAUAAAAAAUCAACAGACCAAAGAUGGUAGGUUAUUGAAAAAAUCCAGCCUGGAUAUACCAUUGUUGGCAGAAAGAGAGGACGACAAAAAAAUGGCAAAGUUAUUAUCAUUAAAACCUAUAAGAAGCUGUGAAGAAAAUCUGGAGCAAAAGAGGAAACAUAUUUUAACACAAAGUUCAUUACCCACCAGUAACUUUAGUAAGAAAAAGGAAGAAACUGCAAUUAAAAUAAUAAAUAGUGGCAAAAUUGAUUUGGGAAUUGCUAGAAAAAAUAUUAAGAAUAAUUUACAUGCUGCUGAUAUGAAGAGAAAGUUAGACAAUAGUUAUGAUAGUCAAACACAAUUAAAACAAACAAAGACCUCUUUGGUGGCCAAUUACAGUUCAAGUAGUAGCGAUUGUGAUUAAAUAUAUUUAUUAUAAAAAACUUAUUUUAUGACCUUAAAUACUUGAAACUUUUCCGUUUAUUCAUAUCCUUUCGUUCUCUGAUGGCCAAAUACUCCAUCCUGCUUUGGCUGGUCCUUAAAUUCAAUAUUAAAUUGAUUUUUUGAACAAUUUCUUCAGUCACUUCUUUAUCCGCUUCAAAAUCGUAAUGCUUAAAACUAGAUGAAGAUUGCAGGGAGGAGGAUAAGUUAAAAGAGGCUAAAAAUUAUGACACAGGUCUAGCAAAUGAUUAUUUUAACUAAAAAUGCACUAAUACAUACAAUAAUUACUGGAAUAAGGAUUAUUCCUUUCACUGCCAAAUCCAGUAGCAUACACUAUUCUAAAACUCCCUUUACUGCCUCUAGUAUCAGUUUCCUCACACCAGGCAAUACAAUCCAUAUUAUGACUCACUGGUAUUUGUUUAACAAAGGGCAGUUUAGAAUUUUUGUGUACAAUUGGGUCAAUUUCAAUUUUUUCUCCACUUAUUCCAAUAUGAACUUCGACUUUCCACCACCAGAGCUUGUUAACAAUAUGAGCCCGGUAUAAUUUGAAUAAGGGCGCUUCCAUGGCUUUGUUGUGUCCAUCCAAUAUCAUCAUGUCUUGUUUCAUCUAGAUUUUUCA